AUGCUCUCACUUCUGAUCUCGUUUGCCCAGACCCAAGCAAAUGCGCAUCCUGUGCGAUCCGUUCUCAUCAUACUUCUCCUGUUACCAUUGUCCUAUCUUGUGACCAACGAAUUUGUACGGAGGAAGGCGCGAAUUCCAGGUUUCCGUGGGCCACCAGGAAUACCAGUGUUUGGAAACAUCCCAGACAUCAAGUACAAUGCCGCGGAAAAGUACCGAGAGUGGUCGAAAACAUAUGGCGAUGUGUACCAGAUCCAACUAGGAAACAUUCCUGUCAUUGUGUGCAAUUCGGCCGAGUCUUGUCGUGUUCUCUUUGGACAUUUCUCACAGGCUCUUAGCUCGAGGCCGGUCUUUUACACUUUCCAUAAGGUGUUAUCCAAUACAGCAGGAACAACCAUCGGAACGUCACCCUUCAGCGAGAGUCUCAAACGUCGUCGUAAAGGUGCUGCGUCUGCGCUGAACAAGCCCUCGGUUGCCAGUUAUGUCGACCAUCUCGACGUGGAGACUCUGGCGUUCGUUAAGGAGGGUCUGGAGCACGGAGCUGCUGGUACACAGUCUGUUGACCCAAUGCCGAUGAUACAACGCCUGAGUCUGAGCUUGGCCUUGACACUGAACUGGGGAACUCGCAUGGGAAGUCGAGAUGAUCCCAUGUUCCAUGAAAUCACAGAGGUCGAAGAAGAGAUCUCCAAGUUCAGAAGUACCUCAGGAAACAUGCAAGACUAUGUGCCGUUCCUCCGUCUGAACCCAUUCAGUGUUGGCUCCAAGCGAGCCAAGGAGAUGAGACAGCGCCGCGAUGUAUAUCUGACCAAGUUGAACAAAGACCUGGACGAUCGCAUGGAGAAGGGAACACAUAAGCCUUGUAUCCAAGCCAACAUCAUCCAGGACAAGGAAGCCAAGCUCAACAAAGAAGAGCUUACAAGUAUUAGCUUGACCAUGCUCAGCGGAGGACUGGACACGGUGACGACACUGGUAGCGUGGAGCAUUGCGCUCCUGGGACAACGACCAGACAUUCAGGAGAAGGCGAUACAAGAGAUCCGAAAGAUGUUCAGCGAAGACCAGAUACUUUGCGCGCCUGAGGAUGACAUGAAGUGCGCAUAUGUGAUGGCGUUGGUCAAAGAGUGUCUAAGGUACUACACAGUGCUACGGUUGGCUCUUCCUCGAGCUACGGUCAAGGACAUAAGGUAUGAAGGCAAGCUGAUUCCGGCGGGAACAACGAUAUAUCUCAAUGCAUGGGCGUGCAACAUGGACCCAGCAGUGUGGAAGGAUGCCGAGGUUUUCAGACCGGAAAGAUGGCUCGAGCAGCCAGACGCACCUCUCUUCACGUAUGGAGUUGGAUACCGAAUGUGUGCGGGAAGCUUGCUGGCGAACAGAGAGCUGUACCUCGUGUUCAUGAGGAUGCUGAGCAGCUUCGAGAUCGAGAGGGGAACAGAGGUCGAAACACAUCCGAUCAAGGGCAGCUCUGACCCAACGAGUCUGGUGGCAUUGCCGCAUCGCUACAAGGUCAAGUUCAGGCCACGCAACGAGGACAAGCUUAGGGAGCAGAUUGCAGCAAGGGAGAAGAUUGUGGGCGAGUAUUAG
Aureobasidium namibiae CBS 147.97 is the source of this 1575-nucleotide messenger RNA. Its product is annotated as cytochrome P450. The record is from RefSeq and is a predicted model, not a curated record. Gene Ontology annotation, molecular function: monooxygenase activity; oxidoreductase activity, acting on paired donors, with incorporation or reduction of molecular oxygen; iron ion binding. Lineage: Eukaryota; Fungi; Ascomycota; Dothideomycetes; Dothideales; Saccotheciaceae. The transcript has 5 exons. Bases 1 to 1575 code for a protein of 524 amino acids.